GGAAUACGGAGUACUAAAUACCUCCUAAACAGUCCUAACCCAUACUAAAUAAAUACAGCUGGGCGUCCACGGUCCAAAGCCUAAACUCCCAAGUCCCAAAUCCUCGAAGUUCGACGAGAAGACCCUGCAGACGGCUGCAGUACCGUAAACCCCGACCUCCGUCAUUCUUAAUUUCAUCCCCAUCAACCGCAUCAGGGCUUUGAUGACCCCGACCGUACCUUCAAAUCCACACCACUCAUUGCCUACAACAUGACGUCCGUAAAUCCCCCACCAGCUCCAUCAUGGAGCGAAGACGAGCUCAUCGAGGCGCUGGCGCUUCUCGAAAACAUGCAAGAACAGCUCGAUCUCCUCCGCACCAUUCCCGCCGGCAUCAUCCGCGCCCUCGGCGCUACCCAUCUGUCCCCCGAAGACUACUUCCAGAACUUCCUCGUGCCCGCGCACGGCGGCUCGCGGCGUCUGAACAAGUUCUCGACCGACUGGCACGGCGCGCCAGUGCGUGGGAUUGUGGAGCACGCGAGCGCGCGGGAGAAGGAGGACGCGGAUCUGAGCGCGGGGUUGACGGUGCCGAAGUACGGGUGGAGGGAGCUGGCGAGGUCGAAUGCGAGGGUGAAGAAGGAGGGGGAGGAUGGGGAGAGGGGGACAAAGAGGGAGGAGGUGGAGGAGUUAGUGAAGGGGUUUGAUGAGCAGACGGAGAAGGCCACGGUGAAUUUUGAUAAGGAGAGUUUGGUGAUUAAGAUACAGCUGAAGGUGCCACAGUGGAAACUGCGGUUCGUUCUGAAUCCGGAGUUUGACGACCAGGACCAUGUGGUCUAUCAAGUAGAGUGUGUCGGCAGCAAACCCGCGCAAACCUCGAUUACGCGGUGCAUGAACAAACGCCCGGCUGCUGGCGACCUCCAAUACCUUCUGGACAUGAUCGGCGCGUAUCAGGAUGCCCCCUUCGUGACUUGCGCCAUCUGCAACAAAACCGUCAACCAACAGGUCAUCCACCCCACCGGCCGACGCAGAAAGGAGAUUAAGAACGACGACGGCACCACCGAGACCGUCUGGGAGCCCUACCACGAAUCCUGCACCUGAUCUCCCGUUCCGAGCGCACUAAAACCCCUCCACCCACCCAUGUGCAUCCGGCACACCCCAAUGCCCCCACACAUCCCGCACCAUCCCCCGCUCCGCAUCCACAUCGCUCCACGAAUACGCCCGCGGGUACCGGUAGGUCCUUGACCGAAAAUCGUACACCUUCCCCGGCCGCCGGUAGCGCGCGGCGGGCCACAGCGGCGGCAGGCUCGCGUCGUCCA
This is a messenger RNA of Eremomyces bilateralis CBS 781.70, 1292 nucleotides long. RefSeq lists its product as uncharacterized. Gene Ontology annotation, cellular component: mediator complex. The coding region runs from base 250 to 1074 and encodes 274 amino acids. The record is from RefSeq and is a predicted model, not a curated record. NCBI's taxonomy places the organism in Eukaryota, Fungi, Ascomycota, Dothideomycetes, Eremomycetales, Eremomycetaceae. The transcript has 4 exons.